Callorhinus ursinus (northern fur seal) is the source of this 1544-nucleotide messenger RNA. RefSeq names its product snurportin 1 (gene SNUPN). Gene Ontology annotation, molecular function: protein binding; nuclear import signal receptor activity. NCBI's taxonomy places the organism in Eukaryota, Metazoa, Chordata, Mammalia, Carnivora, Otariidae. The record is from RefSeq and is a predicted model, not a curated record. Gene Ontology annotation, cellular component: cytoplasm; nucleus. Gene Ontology annotation, biological process: protein import into nucleus; snRNA import into nucleus.
CCCCGGCAAGCAGCGGCCGCGGCUCCUGGAACUGUCAUCUCCGCCGGUGAGUCCUGGGUUCGAGCCUGGGCCCUGCUGGCUCCCGAAUUGCUCCUCGGCGCCCGGCUGUGACUCCAUCUGGCCGGCUAGCACUGAUCCAGCCGGCUUUUCUGAUCCAGACUAUCGGGCCAGGACCCCUCAGGGAAGAUGGAAGAGCUGAGUCAAGCCCUGGCUAGUAGCUUUUCUGUGUCUCAAGAUCUGAACAGCACAGCUGCCCCACACCCCCGCCUGUCCCAGUACAAGUCCAAGCACAGUUCCUUGGAGCAGAGUGAGCGGCGCCGCCGGUUAUUGGAACUGCAGAAAUCCAAGCGGCUGGAUUACGUGAAUCAUGCCAGAAGACUGGCUGAAGAUGACUGGACAGGAAUGGAGAGUGAGGAAGAGGAAGAUAAGAAAGAUGAUGAAGAGAUGGACGUUGACACUGGCAAGAAGUUACCAAAACGCUAUGCUAAUCAAUUGAUGCUGUCUGAGUGGUUAAUUGAUGUCCCUUCAGAUUUGGGGCAAGAAUGGAUUGUGGUCGUGUGCCCUGUUGGAAAAAGAGCCCUGAUUGUGGCCUCCAGGGGUUCUACCAGCGCCUACACCAAGAGUGGUUACUGUGUCAACAGGUUUUCUUCCCUUCUGCCAGGAGGCAAUAGGCGAAACUCAACAACAGCAAAAGACUACACCAUUCUGGACUGCAUUUACAGCGAGGUGAACCAGACCUACUAUGUUCUGGACGUGAUGUGCUGGCGGGGACACCCUUUUUAUGACUGCCAGACUGAUUUCCGAUUCUACUGGAUGCAUUCAAAGUUACCAGAAGAACAAGGACUGGGAGAGAAAACCAAGCUUAAUCCCUUUAAAUUUGUGGGGCUAAAGAAUUUCCCUUGUACUCCUGAGAGCCUGUGUAAGGUGCUGUCUAUGGAUUUCCCCUUUGAGGUAGAUGGACUUCUCUUCUACCACAAGCAGACCCACUAUAGCCCUGGAAGCACUCCUCUGGUGGGCUGGCUGCGCCCCUACAUGGUGUCCGAUGUUCUUGGCAUAGCCGUGCCAGCCGGCCCGCUGACCACCAAGCCAGAAUAUGCUGGGCACCAGCUCCAGCAGAUUAUUGAGCACAAGAGGAGCCAGGAAGGCAUGAAGGAGAAUGUCACACACAAGGCGUCUGAGAACGGACGCUAUGAGUUGGAACACCUGUCUACCCCCAAGCUGAAGAGCCCUCCCCAUAGCCUGGACCCCCCCGGGAGCUUCAUGGAGAACUGAACAGGGUGGCUCCUUGGGGAGUCACAGGAUGGUGCUUCAUCCCAAAAAGAAGUCUGGGGAGGAAGACAGUGACAACAACAGGUUAUUUCAUUUUAGAGUGGCCUUUCCAAAGCCACUCCAGUUGGCUACUGCUUAUCUCCUAUCUGAAAUGCUGGCUCAGACUGUUGAGAGAGGUUCCCAGAUUGGGUGGUCUUUGGAUUUGAACAGUAAUUCCUGUGAAAAGUGUAUCCCAGAUACCCACAAUGUAAAUAUAUGUAAUUCUUAUGAAAGAA